AUGGGGAACAUCGUGUUUUUCAGCAACUGGGAGCUGUGGCAGCAAAUGACAUUUGUGCUUGCGUGCUCGAUUGUCCUCACAUUCUUCGCCGGGUUAGGGAAGUUGUGGUGGAUCAACCGGUCUACGCGAAAGCAUGAGAUCCUCGACGAGGAAAAGAAAUCGAGGAUGGCCGAGAUCCAGAAGACUGGCGUCACCCUCAGGAAGCGACCGGAUAUUCCUUUCGGCGUCCGAGCGAUUCAAAGCGGUAUAGAAGUUGACGGUAUCUGGAUUUCGAGGCCCGGAACGCCCAACUCCCAAAGCCCCCUGGGAGCCUCAUCCCUGACGUUGAACUCGGAUCACGACAGCAAGGGCAAGGCCAAGGCCAUAUCUGAGCCGGUCACAGCCUCGCCAGAGCGCACGCCGUCGGAGAGCACCUUUGGCCCCGACGCCAACUCUUCGCCGCCAAGGUCGCCUGCCGUAGGUGCAGCAGCGACUUACAAACCCAAGCAUGCGCCGGCUAGGCCUUCGGCUAGGGCACGGGAGUCUUACACGGCGGCCACGCUGGACCAACUCCAGGGUUCACCGGCAGAUCGUCCGGCCGUGAAGACGUACGUGCCCACAAACUCGUUUUCGAGGGUGCCCGCCCCAGUGCGACGGGCCACCGAAGGCGACCGUACCUCCAGCUCCUCAGACGAGGGCUCCAUCCCGUCGCACCAGUCCAGCGUGCGAACCCACAGCCGGAAGCAGAGCCCAUUCCCGGACUUGAUGAGGGAGAGAGACGGGUACUUCGGGCCUGCGGCGGGGACGAGCGAGAACCCGUUCAGCACGCCUGAGGGCUCGCGAACGAGGCAAGCAAGCGAUGCGUCGUCCUUGACCCCGAGCGGAGCGCAGACACCGGUCAUGAGCCCCCCGGCGCGGUCCUACUCGGGCGAGACGCACGUCAACCGGUCGUCGAGGCGCGUGAAUGCCGGUUUCGAGGUCCUGCCUGCCGGGACCUUUGGUGCCAGCGUCGAUCUGGAGCGUGGCGAGGGGCCGAGAAGUCACCCUAGGUCCGUGUUCAACAAGCUCUCCAAGAGUGAGCGGCACCGGUCGAGGAGCCAAAGCUAG
Messenger RNA from Neoarthrinium moseri, 1086 nucleotides. RefSeq lists its product as uncharacterized. Lineage: Eukaryota; Fungi; Ascomycota; Sordariomycetes; Amphisphaeriales; Apiosporaceae. Bases 1 to 1086 code for a protein of 361 amino acids. The record is from RefSeq and is a predicted model, not a curated record. The transcript has 2 exons.